Messenger RNA from Drepanopeziza brunnea f. sp. 'multigermtubi' MB_m1, 3843 nucleotides. RefSeq lists its product as uncharacterized. Gene Ontology annotation, cellular component: Set1C/COMPASS complex. Lineage: Eukaryota; Fungi; Ascomycota; Leotiomycetes; Helotiales; Drepanopezizaceae. The record is from RefSeq and is a predicted model, not a curated record. Gene Ontology annotation, molecular function: protein binding; histone H3K4 methyltransferase activity.
AUGUCUCGCGCGCCAAGUGCGAGCUUCGCGCAGUUCUUCCCCUCUGCUCCACGGGCGGCGAAGAACAAGGCCCUGGAGCGGGAGAAGGGCAAAUCCUCGCUGGCUCAAGAGCUUCCCAGUACACGGCCUGCCGCUGACACGAAGCUGGUCCUGCCCAAUUUCAGCAUGAGCGAUGCCCCCCCUUCUCGCCCCGGCGACGAAAACAUCCGUUCCACCACGACAGAUAUAGCACAUACAUCCGCGGAAGAAGGCGAUAUCCUCAAUGGUGUGGGGUCUGCAAGCUCGCACUCGAGCACUGUGUCCUCUGUCUUCAGCUCCGCAGCCCAGCACAACACCGCAGCCAAUGCCACCAACCACAACUUCAGCACGACGCCCAUGACGAACAUCGAUUCUUCUCCAAAUCGUGUCGCGAGCCCCUACAAAUACAAGUCAGCCGCGGCUGGCUCGAGUUCGACUGGUGCCCCCAGCGAGAACCACAUAGGCCAAGAUGGCGUCCUACACCAACAUAUCGCUGCCAAGGCAGAGGAACAACCUCCCGCAGACCCUCGCACGUACGCGCGAAACCCCAGCAAGGCCGUCAAAGGCAAUGUCUGUACCUACGACCCCAACCUUGAUCGAAAAACAUCGUCGAAGGAGAGGAAGCACGCGAAACCCAUAUACAAGGAUAUAGGCUUGGAUGAUGAUGACGCCCCCCCAGCAGAUCCGCGGUUGGCGAAGAGAGGUGGCAAGCUGGACUAUAUCAAUGUUGAUUUCCACAACCCCCAAUCCCGUUUACGGCACGCGCCAUACUUGGUCAAGCCCUACCGGUUCGACCCCAAGACCUCCCUCGGCCCUGGACCGCCUACCCAGGUCGUUGUGACCGGCUUUGAUCCCCUGCACAACUUCUCGAAUGUCGCUGCGAUAUUCUCGACUUUUGGAGAGAUUGCGGAGAGUAGCAACAAACUCCACCCAGAGAAUGGCAGCUGCUUGGGAUUCGCAACCUUUCGCUAUCGCGACUCGAGAGGCUUGAUCGCUGGUCGGUUCGUUCCUGCCAUUGAGGCUGCCAAGACUGCGGUCCUCACUGGGCCUACCUUGCGCAUUGGUUCCAAUCUUGUCCGCGUCGAGUUCGAUCCCGAAGGUAACAAGAGUAGACGCAUGAUGGAGAAUCUGCUGAAGGCCAACAAGCUCGAGCCUAUUCCGCAGAUCAAGGCGAAUCCAGCACCGGCACCAAAGACUGUCGAGGCCGCCAAAUACUCUGGCCCACCUCCUACAGCCCCUAAAGGUCCUGCAUCCUCGAGACCGGUGUACCGACCCCAGAUGAUGGCCGCGGCACACGCCAUUGCCCCUGUUGGAAAGCCGAGGCCUGCACGAGUGAUGCAGAGUACCGAGCCGGUCGCCGACACACUUAUGCACCAACCGUACCUUUUCGUGGCUGCAGAGUCAGUUCCGGUGAUGCCAACAACUCCCCCCCACAUGCUGAAGCGCAUGAGACACUUCCAACCCGAAGAUAUCAAGAUGGACGUCACUGGGUACUAUAUCGUCUUUGCGAAUAAUUCUUGGGGGAGGAAUGAUUGCGAAAAGUGCUUCAGGACUCUCAACCACACUCUCAUGUUCAACUACCCGAUGGUCAUGCAACCAUUUCCAUUCGGUACUUCUGGAAACCGUUCGGCUGCGCGAUACACCGAGCCCGUUCGGAAGCGCAGUCGCAGCCCUGCAAAGCAAGACAAUGACGCCUGGGAAAGGAGGGCUGCCCUUGCGCGGAAGAGGGAAGAGGAACUGGACGUGGAGGAGGAGAGAAAGGAGCGGGCCAUGAACUUUGAUCCGUCGAGGGAAGCAAUCGAGGUUAUCCGCAGGGACCUGAAGACUCAGCUCUUGAAGAACAUCCGGACCAAGACAGCAGCCCCUAUCUUGCACGAGUACCUGGACCCACUCAAGCAUCUUGCAAAGAGACGGAAGUUGAACAUCCCAGACCCAAAGGAUAUGAGACUCGAACUCAUCCACGAAGACGACGAGGGAGAAGAGACCUCUUCUGCCGGAACGCCAAAUUUCCAGAAUGAGGGCAAGGACCGCCGAACCACUGCUCCUGGAAAGAUGAGUAUCUCUGCACUUCCUCGCAUUCGGAAGGCAAAGGCUGGAGCGAAGCUUAAUGUUGGUUUCAAGGAUCCUUUCGGAGCCAGAGCCCGUCCGGCAGCCAAGAAGACCGCAUACAGACCUCUCAUGCAUCGCUUCAUUUACAGUGAUGACGAAGAUUCGGACGACGAUGCUGAAAAUCGGUCACGUGUUGUUGAUACAGAGGAACCUGAUUCGAGAUCCCGAAGCAGAGUGACUUCUGAGGAGGUGGAUUCUUUGGAAGAUGCGUUGAAAGGAAGUGCUGGUAGGGGCGAUGUCGAGUCGGUCGAUACUAGAGAUGACGACUCCAUGAGCGAGGUCAGCGUUGUGGUCACUGAUGUGGCUCCGACGUCCAAGAAGCGAAAGCUCGAUCUCCAAAUCGAGGCUGCUUUGAAGCGCCAAAAGAAGACGGAUGAGGAGCUGUUUGGUGUUGCCAAAGACAAGAUCGACCAGGAGUUUCCCCUCUCUGCCAGCACCGCCGACGGCGAGUCUGGCAUGCGCAACAUCGACAGCAUUCUUCAAGAAUCCGAAGCGCUGGCUGAGAUUGCCGAGAGUAAGAAGAAAGCCGCCGCCAGCAAGAAGAAAAAGAAGUCCAAGAAGCAGAUCUUCGAAGAGCGCGAGGCACUCAAGCGUGAGCUUGAGGGUGUGGAAGCUGACGACCAAGUCUGCCCACCCAGCGAGGCUCGGGAGGAAGAUGACGAUGAAGAGUUUGUCACAGAGACUGCACCUGUUGAGACAACGGUUGAGUGGGGCAUGUCUGCUGAGAUUCCACGACCUACCGUGGAUGACGACUUCAGUAAUGUCAUUGAUCUGAACGGCCUUCAAAAUCUCAUCAAGGAUGACGAGGAUACUCCCGCGGCCACUGCCCUUCUCAAGGAUACUGCCAAUUUUCGAAAAGGUUGGGCAAAGCCUUGGGCUUGGAAGCAAGAAGACAUCAAGGCACUCAACCGCAACGGCUACAGAGGGCUUGUUACUACCGACACUACCAUCCAAGGCUACUACGUCCCUAACGCCACUGGGUGCGCUCGCACUGAAGAGUUCAAGAAGAUACUCAAUUCCGAGAAGUCUCUCUACCUCCCUCAUCACAUCAAGGUGAAGAGGGCACGUGAGGAACGCCAAGCACAAGCUUCUCGCGCUGGUCGCGAUCCCGCCGCAGAGGCUGCUCUGGCAGCUAAGUUAGUUGCCGAGAAGUCGGUAGCCCGAGGCAACUCUCGAGCCAACCGUGUCACGCAACGUCGCUACGCUACCGACGUCAAUGAGCAGAAGAAGAACCUCGGCGGCGACGUCGAUGUCCUCCGCUUCAACCAGCUGCAAAAGCGGCAGAAGCUUGUCAACUUUGAACGCUCCGCCAUCCACAAGUGGGGUCUGUUCGCCAUGGAGAACAUCAACCAGAACGACAUGAUCAUCGAGUACGUGGGUGAGAAGGUGCGCCAAACCGUCGCUGAUCUCCGCGAGCACCGCUACCUCAAGAGCGGUAUCGGCAGCAGUUACCUGUUCCGAAUCGAUGAGAGCACUGUCAUUGAUGCGACGAAGAAGGGUGGGAUUGCACGAUUCAUUAAUCACAGCUGUAUGCCUAACUGCACGGCGAAGAUCAUAACGGUGGAGAAGGGCAAGCGGAUCGUUAUCUAUGCGCUGCGGGAUAUCGCUCAGAACGAGGAACUUACCUACGACUACAAGUUCGAGCGUGAGAUUGGCAGUACGGACCGUAUCCCCUGCCUCUGCGGCACGGCAGCGUGUAAAGGAUUCCUCAACUGA